GAAAUCAGCGAAGAAGAAGAAGAAACCCCGGUGACCGUGAGGCGUUUGUAAUGUCUGAAGGAGAAGAAACGUGCUGACACAAAAUGAUGAACUUAUCUGCCUUGGUGCACAGCCUCAGAUGUUCUCUGCUGCGCAUUGAAAGCAGACUCCUCCAAAUAUCCGGACUGGACACGCAGCUGGCCCCAGCUCUGGCAGUGAAUGGCCCCAGCCUUCUGCCCCAGAUCCAGCAGGACCCUCCGCAGGACGAGGAGCAGAGCCCGGAGCAGACACCUGGCCUCCUGGACAGCAUCCUGUGGAUGGCGGCCCCCAAGAAGAGACGCACCAUAGAGGUCAACAGAACCAGAAGGAGAAAUGAGAGAAAGCUGAUCCAAGUUAAGAGAAACAUCGAGCCGUGUCCAGAGUGCGGUCAUUUGAAGCAGAGCCACAUCCUCUGCGGCUUCUGCUACGCCAAGAUUUGCAGGGAGACCUCCCUGAUACGUCAGCAGAUCCAGGAAAUGGAAGGCGGCCCCCUGAGGGCCCCGACCGCGGAGACGGUCAUCCUGUACGAGGGGGAGACGCCGAGCGAGCAGGACGGAGGGAAGAGGAUAGUGGAGCGGUCCAGGAAACGGCCCGCCUGGUUCAGAAACUGAUGCUCAGGCUCGGUGAUAUGAGCUUUACGGAGACAAACGACAUGUGUUCGUGUGUAUGUUGUUUUUGUUUUUCAUGAGUACAUUUUUUUAAAGAAAUGCAGACAUUUCUCAUGUGUUUCUGCUUUUCCCUGAUUUAAAAAGUUCUUUCAGAUGAAAGUGUCGGAGGAACAUGAUGUGUGAAUGAACAAAGUAAAGUCAUUCAGUCAGAAAAAAAAAAUCAUUGUUUUGGAUCUGUUCUUUAUAGCCUUUGAUUAAAAGUGAUAAACUGUCUCUUAUUUCACAAUAGGACUGAAGCAGUUAAUGUAAUUGAUAAAUCAUUGACAUAAUUGUAAUCAGUUAAUUGUUAACUGGACUACACAGACUCUUAAGGAUGCCAAUCAGAGCAGUAAUUAACAUAAUCAGAGCAGUAAUUAAGCCAAAACUGUACAAAAAUAUGUUUACUGCAUUUAAGAUGAAAAAGCUUCUUUGUAAAUAUGUUCUAACCAGAACUCCUCAAGUGGCAUUUUUAGCUUACUCUUGUUAAAAGUUUGUUAAAAAAAAAAAUCUUCUUAACCACAUUUUGCUGUCCAUUUAUCAAUAAAAAAAUAAACAGUC
Messenger RNA from Poeciliopsis prolifica (blackstripe livebearer), 1223 nucleotides. RefSeq names its product mitochondrial ribosomal protein L32 (gene mrpl32). Bases 84 to 629 code for a protein of 181 amino acids. The transcript is spliced from 3 exons. NCBI's taxonomy places the organism in Eukaryota, Metazoa, Chordata, Actinopteri, Cyprinodontiformes, Poeciliidae. The record is from RefSeq and is a predicted model, not a curated record. Gene Ontology annotation, biological process: translation. Gene Ontology annotation, cellular component: mitochondrial large ribosomal subunit. Gene Ontology annotation, molecular function: structural constituent of ribosome.